Molecule: messenger RNA, 5943 nt
Organism: Centropristis striata (black sea bass)
Lineage: Eukaryota; Metazoa; Chordata; Actinopteri; Perciformes; Serranidae
Gene: bltp3b
Product: bridge-like lipid transfer protein family member 3B
Exons: 24
Coding region: 334-4740 (1468 amino acids)
Source: RefSeq, a predicted model, not a curated record
GUCCAGGUGUUCGGUGUGUGAUAUUGCAGAGAUCCGGACCGUUCUGGAGCUUUAUCAGUGAAUCUGCAUGACAUGGCCUAGCGGGAUCUGCUUUGUCUGCUAGCCGGGCUGCCCGUCGGACCUCUGGGAUGCCUUCUGUCCUUCCUCGGUCCCUCAUCUCCCGCAGAAUGAAGCGGGAACACCGUUAACAUGAAGAGUGACACACACGGGGCUGAUAAUCUGAGCGGAGUGUGUUUAUAAACCAAGAGUCGGGGAGAAGCUAGCAGUGAAGCUAGCAGUUAAAGCUAGCAGCUAGCUAGCUAGCAGCUAGCUCGGAUACCGGGUGUGUGAGCCAUGGCCGGGCUCAUCAAGAAGCAGAUCCUGAAGCAUCUCUCCAGGUUUGCUAAGAACUUGUCGCCGGACAAGAUCAACCUGAGCACGCUGAAGGGCGAGGGCCAGCUCACCAACCUGGAGCUGGACGAGGAGGUCCUCCAGAGUCUGCUGGACCUGCCCACCUGGCUCGCCAUCAACCGCGUGGAGUGCAACAAGGCCGCCAUCAGGAUACCAUGGACCAAGCUGAAGACUCAUCCAAUCUCUCUGACGCUGGAUAAAGUGGUGAUGGAGAUGAGCACCUGUGAUGAGCCACGCCCCCCCAACGGCCCGUCGCCCAUAGCAACCGCAUCCGGACAAAGUGAAUAUGGCUUCGCUGAGAAGGUGGUGGAGGGGAUGUCUCUGUCCAUCAACUCCAUCGUGAUCCGGAUCAGUGCCAAGGCCUUCAACGCCUCCUUUGAGCUGUCCCAGCUGCAGGUCUACAGCGUCAACACCAGCUGGAGCAUCAGCGACCUGCGCUUCACCCGCAUCCAGGACCCCCAGAGGGGCGAGAUCCUGACCUUCAAAGAGAUCAGCUGGCAGAUGAUCCGCAUCGAGGCGGACGCCAUCCAGAGCGCCGAACACGAGAUGCUGAGCGCCCCGAUCCGCCUCAUUACCAACCAGUCCAAGAUCAGGGUCACGCUGAAGAGACGGAUUAAGGACUGUAACGUGGUGGCCUCCAAGCUGAUCCUGAUCCUGGACGACCUGCUGUGGGUGCUGACCGACUCCCAGCUGAAGGCCAUGGUGCAGUACGCCAAGUCCCUCAGCGAAGCCAUGGAGAAGUCUGCUCAGCAGAGGAAGAGCAUGGCCACGGAGGACCAGGAGUCGUCGGCCCCGCCCUCGGCCCAGCAGGUUCGCACCCAGCAGGCGUCCUCCGCAGCGGACCAGAGCGCCUCCAUGGCCAAACUGUUCAGCGCCUACGACGUCUGUGAGACGUCUCACCACCUGCAGAUCACUCACCUCGACCUGCACAUCUGUGACGACAUCCACGCCAAGGACAAAGUGAUCAAUAAGAGGAUAACGGGUGGAGCCAUGCAGCUUUCCUUCAGCACCAUCACUCUGGACUACUACCCGUUCCAUAGAGCCGGUGACAGCUGCCUGCACUGGAUGCACUACAGCGAGGCGACUAAGACCAGAGAGGGCUGGGCCCGCAGCCUGCUGGACGAGUUCAAGGCCAACGUGGAGAUGUUGAAGAGCACGGUCCGGGACCAGCAGGGCCCGGCUCCGGCUCAGAGCUCCCCCCAGCACGUGUCCCUUAGGGACGAGGAGUUUGGGCCUGUAGCGGGUCAGGAGAGAGCAGGAGCAGGAGUAGGAGCAGGAGCAGGAGUAGGGCUUAGGGAGGCAGAAGGAGGACUCUCUCAGCCUCCGGCCCAGUGCUGCUGGUGCUUAGAGCCAGGUAAGAUCAACACCUCCUCCACCUCCUUCAGCCCCCCUCCCCCCCACAGCCCCAAGACCCAGCUCAUGUCCAGCUCUGUUGUUCUCAGGAUGGCCGACUUCAGCAUCUACCAGGUGUCAACAGCAGACCAGCGGCGCUCCAGCCCCAAAACCAUGAUCUCCUGCAAUAAGAAGUCUCUGUACCUCCCCCCGGAGAUGCCCGCCAUCCAUGUGGAGUUCACAGAGUACUACUUCCCCGACGGGAAGGACUACCCCAUCCCGUGUCCCAACCUCUACGCCCAGCUCAACGCCCUGCAGCUGGUCCUGGAUCCUCGCAGCCUGGUGUGGAUCAACCUCUUCGCCCUCGACCUCCGGCAGAGUCUGGAGCAGUUCAUGGAGAUCUACAAGCUCGACGACUUCCAGAAGCCUGAAGAACAUGUUGACAUCAAGGUGGACGGCCUCAUGCUGAAGCUGGUGAUCCCUACGGACCGGGACUCCUCCUGCCCCCCCGACCUGCCCCGCUCCGUCUCGGUGCAGACCUCAGAGAUGGUCGCCACCAACACGCGCCACCCGGCCAACUGCACGCGCUCCCACCUGGAGGCGCUGCUGCAGGCCUUUGAGGAGGAGCCCUUCUUCUCUCCUUCCUUCUCCUCCUUCCCUCGCUCCUCCUCCUCCUUACCCCUCCUCCAUCCCGUCUUCCAGCGCCACGCUCACGAACAAGACACCAAGCUGCACGAGAUCUACCGCGGCCUGGUGGCGCCCUCGCUGGGCACCGACGCCCUCAAGAUGCCGGCCGCCACCGACUUCUGGGCGCUGCACUUUGCCCAGUUCUGGGUGGACUAUGAGGGGUCCCGGGGGGGGAAGGGCCGGCCGCAGCCCUUCGUGGACUCCUUCCCGCUCACCGUGUGGGCGACUCAGCCCGCCAAGAUCGUCCAGCACCAGGAGAAGCUGCGGAGCGGCGCCGGGAUGACCAGGAGCACGUCUGGAGAGGCCGUGGCCCGUCUGCAGAGGAAACGCUUACUAAAGGAGUUUUACAGUACGGAAGGAGUUCCUCCAUCAGUUACUCCUCCCAGUAACGGACUCCAUAAACCCCUCUCACUGGACAGUCUGCCUUCCUCCUCCUCCUCUUCAUCAGCAGCAAGUAAAGAUGCAGGUGUGCAUGUUUUGGUGCACGUGCAGAAGCAUUUAAGUGCUCAGGUGAGCCACCGGCAGUACGUGUUCCUGAUGCACCUGCAGCGCAGCAUCAAGGCCCUGCAGCAGACCCUGCAGCAGGACCUGGAGCAGAUGGGCUCCAAGAAGGACCGCAAGGAUCCUCAGCGCCCUGCAGACCACCAGCCCUUCACCGUCUGCCUGGGCCUCCUGCUGAAGAGCGCCGAGGUCUCCCUCCUCCUGAAGCCCGUCCCCCCACCAGAGGGCUCCAGGUCUCCUCUGGGCUCCGAGCUCUCCCCCUCAGAGAGCCGAGGAACCCUGGAGCCUGGCAGCGAUGCAGGAGAGGGGGGUGAAGGAGCUGGGUCUGAAGGAGGAGGAGCAGGAGGAGGAGCAGCCAGAGGGAGCUGCACCGUGGACCAGCUGCUCUGUAACGAGGUCUCUGAGGGCGGAGCCUCGCAGGGCCCCGCCCCUCUGCUCCCAAACUCUGCUGCUACACGCCCAGACCUGAACCACAAAGCCUCCCUGGAGGAGAGGACUCUGGCUAAGAGCUCUGGGAGGUGGAGUUCAGAAGAAGGAGGCGAGGCGGUGGUGGACGGGCUGGCAGGAGGAGAAGAUGCAGGAUUAGACUCUAAAACCCAGACCGGGGACCCGCUGACAGACUGGAGCGACAAAGACAAGACGGCAGCCGGCAAGAUGCCUCAGUCCAUCUCCAGUGGCCGUCUGAUGCGGGACCGCUCCCAGUCCAGUUUCUCUGUGUCCUAUAAGAACAUGAAGAAGAGUCCGUCCCUGCAGUCGCUGGACAACAUCUCCAUAGACAGCUACCUGAUGGAGGACGGAGACACCUACAGUCUGCUGGAAAGAGAUGACGUGUCCAUCUCAGGCUUUAAGGACGCCAUCAGCGAACAGAGCGCCACUGAGAGCGCCGCGGAGGCCGUGAUUGGCCCGGAGCAGGAGGGGGGCGUGUCCCCCGACACCAUCAGCGCCACCUCCCAGAGCAUCGACGACCCCACCAAAGAUCUAGUGUCGGUGCUGGUGCUGAAGGUGCAGGCGGUGUGUGUGGCGAUGGAGGCGGUGGGCGACAGCACGGCCGUGGCGCUGGAGGUGGGCCGGGUCACGCCCAGCCAGCUGGGCAACGUCAGCCUGAGGCAGUACCUCAGCACCCGCAGCCUGGGUAUGGUGUGUUCUGUACCAAUACCUGCUCAGAGCAGCUCAGCUGGCGCUGAGACCAGACCCGGUUCCUCCGGGAGCCUCCACGCUCCGGAGGUGCGUGCUCGCCUGGAGAGCGGUCCGUGCGCCGCCGCUCACUCCCCGCUGGCCGAGCGCAACGGCUUCCUGCAGCUGCGUCUCAGCGGCUACCACGCCAACUUCAUGAUGUCCACGCUGAGGAACCUGGCCCACUUCCUGGAGGACGACUCGGCGCCGCAGGUGUUACCCAUGGAGAUCAGCGUCACGGACACACACGUCAACCUCAAGGACGACGGUCCCCGUGACAACCCGUCCGACUCUGAGCCGUCCCCCAUCACGCUGCAUGUGGACAGUCUGGUGAUCCACCGAGGAGACGACGGCUCCUUCUCCAUCGGAGUGGAUUCAGCGGCGGAGGCCAAUCCCAGGAGAGGAGCCGUGAUGAUUGACAGCCCGCUGACUCCGGUCCCGGAGGUUGUGGGUGGAGUCAUCGGUGUACCGAAGGCUACUCAGACUCAAGCCCCGCCCACCAGCCCGCCUCCAUCCUCCAGAGAAAAGAUGCUGGUGGAGGAGAACGAGUGUCUGAAGGUGGAGCUGUCCCGAGCCAAGAUGGCGCUGGCGGAGGCUCAGAUGGAGAAGGACUCACUGCUGCACCGCAUGAAGACCCUUAGAGUCAGCCCCAGCUAGGACUGCUCCAUCAGCCCCAGCUAGGACUGCUCCAUCAGCCCCAGCUAAGACUGCUCCAUCAGCCCCAGCUAGGACUGCUCCAUCAGCCCCAGCUAAGACUGCUCCAUCAGCAGCACCAUCACAGCACCAACAAGCAGAGAAAAGAGGGAUUCCUUCACUCAAACGGCUCUUUAAGCGCUUCUUGUUGACUGAGCCACCAUGUGACUUCCUGCAGAAUAAUAAUUCCCUCAUAAAGCAACGCAGACGCAAAAAAAAUACAUGUUUUUACACGCUUGAGUCUGUUUUACACUUUGGACCGUGGAGGCUCGGAGAGAAGAAAGGGACUUUAAAUGGGACUAGAUUAGUGUUUGUGUGUGUGUGUGUGUGUGUGUGUGUGUGUGUGUGUGUGUGUGUGUGUGUGUGUGUGUGUGUGUGUGUGUGUGUGUGUGUGUGUGUGUGUGUGUGUGUGUGUGUGUGUGUGUGUGUGUGUGUGUGUGUGUGUGUGUGUGUGUGUGUGUGUGUGUGUGUGUGUGUGUGUGUGUGUGUGUGUGUGUGUGUGUGUGAGAGAAACAGAAUGAUAUCAUGGUUGUGCCUACAGAAAGCCCUUCCCACACUAUUCCUGUCGUGCGAGUUCUAAAAAGAGCAGAAGAAGAAGAAUCCCAGCUGACUCCAUUCAGUCCUGGUGGUAUGAAGGAAACACUGAAUGUUGAAUCUUCGGAGGAAUGUCUAAAAAAACCAACUUAUUUUGCACUGCACAGAAACAGAACUUGUAAUUUAGUGCUUUCAUAUUCCGAGGGGACGAGACUAAUCAUGCUCCCACUCGUCCCCAGCGUGUACAGUGUAUAUUGUAUGAGAAUGUGAACACAUGAUAUUUUCUCCAGAUCUCUGAAUGUUCUGCAGUGUUUUCAGUUGGAUCUGUGUGUUUGUCUCAGCCAGAACAAGCGUUUCAUUACUAGUAGAGGAUGAGUUUAUAUCUGUCAGCUCCACAGCUUUGUCAGCAGAAUACCCCCAUAAUAACAUGAUAAUAAUGCCCCGGCUCCUAUUUUUCUAUGUGUAAAUACUGAACAUGUGCAGCACUUUUAAAACUGAGGCACUGUAAAUAAAUACAACUGUGAGGAAACAAGAAACAGAAACAGAGAGAAAUGUACGUAGGUGUGUGCUCCCUUCUAGAAUAAAAAGGAGGAAAAUUAACGCACAUUGAAGCUGCCUGACUACAUACAUAUA